This is a messenger RNA of Vigna radiata var. radiata (mung bean), 2312 nucleotides long. RefSeq lists its product as uncharacterized. The record is from RefSeq and is a predicted model, not a curated record. NCBI's taxonomy places the organism in Eukaryota, Viridiplantae, Streptophyta, Magnoliopsida, Fabales, Fabaceae. The transcript has a single exon. The coding region runs from base 648 to 1541 and encodes 297 amino acids.
GAACAUGAACAGGUGUCUGAUUGAAUCUUUUGACGAAAGACGCAAUUUCUGGGAUUCAAGUUUCACGUUCUUUUCCUCUAUUUUUCGUGUCAGUAAAAGCUUGGUCUCACUGCAAAAGGGAAAAAGAGAGAGAUACAGACACAGUAUAAAAAUACAACCUUUUUCUGUUUUCACCAGUCCCAACAAUACUCAGUUUCCGUUUUUCUUCAUUCUCUUACACCCGUUAUUUUGCUUCUUUCAGUCGCCAUCUUAAGGUUCUUUUCAUUUUAUGUUAUAUUCCGUUGUGAAAAAUUUCAAUCCUUGGUAACGCAUGGACAUUGAAAGUGAAAGAAGUAUGUUUUUUUGUCUGCUUCUAUCUGGGGUCUGAGCUAUUUUUCUCGCCACAUUCUCUUUAUUUGUCUUGAAGUAACACGCGGUAUUCUCUCUUGUGGGAUUCAUGGGUUCUACUUCCAUAUUCAAAAAAAAUCUUUCCUUGAUGGGUUUUUAGGAUCAUGUUAGGGUAAGAGUCUGUCCGAACUUGUUUUUUGAGACUUUCACCUUGUUUCUGAGUGAGUAUUUUUGUCCAUUUCAAAUCUGGGUUCCAUCUGUUUGUUGAAAAACCCCAAAGGGAAAAAGGUUUUCGUAGGUGAAUCGAGUUGAGGCAAAGAAUGAAGGAUUUUCCAUCCUGUUUUGGUGAGAACGGGGUUCAAGUUGCGGAUUCUUCCUCUUCAAGCGCUAAUAAAAGUGCCCAGAACGUGGUUACUUGUGUUUAUCAAUGCAGGGUUGGCGGAAGUUCCUGCCUGAUUACUGUCACAUGGAGUAAGAAUUUGAUGGGGCAAGGUCUUGGUGUAGCGAUCGACGAUUCCUCAAGCCAGAGUCUUUGUAAGGUGGAUAUCAAACCGUGGGGAUUUUCCAAGAGGAGAGGAUGUAAGAGUCUAGAGUUUCGUUCUUGUGGAGUUGACGUGUAUUGGGAUCUUUCUUCGGCUAAAUUUGGUUCCAGCCCGGAACCUUUGGGGGGAUUCUAUGUUGCAGCUGUAGUAGAUGGACAAAUGGUUCUUCUUCUGGGGGAUUUGAAGAGAGAAGCUUUCAAGAAGACCAAUGCCAGCCCAUUACCCCACAAUGCAUUUUUGAUUGCCAAGAAAGAACAUGUUUUUGGUAAGAAGUUGUAUGGUACCAGAGCUGUAUUUUGUGACAAUGGCCAAAUUCAUGAUGUUGUGAUUGAGUGUGACACUGUAAGUGUUAGUGAUCCGAGCCUUGUAAUUCGCAUAGACAGCAAAACAGUGAUGCAAGUGAAUCGGUUGAGAUGGAAGUUCAGGGGGAAUCACACUAUUCUGGUAGAUGGCCUUGCAGUGGAAGUUUUCUGGGAUGUUCAUAAUUGGCUCUUUGGUACAUCCCUUGGAAAUGCUGUCUUUAUGUUCAGGACAAGCCUGUCCGCUUUGGACAAGUUGUUGGCUAGCCAACCGCCUUCUGAUUUGCCGUGGUCUUUCUCUGAGAGAUUUCCUGAGACCAAAUUGCAGGGUCCUGGUUUCUCGCUUAACUUGUAUGCUUGGAAGAGCCAAUAGAUAUGCAGAAAUCCAUCACAUAUAGAGUACUAACAGACCUCUCAGUGAUAUUUGGUUUUUCAACCGUGUGAUCGAAACAUUGUUGAGUAAAAAUGAGUGCUUUUGUUUCUCUCAUUCCCUUGUCAAAUUCAUAUCCUGUUUAGUUGAGCUGAGCUAUUUGAACAGAUCAGAAACUUUUUUUCCCUCUGAAAUGGCUGUACAUUUGUCUUCAAUUGGCAACUUUAUGGUUCAUAUUACUAAGAAUACAAACUUUACAGUAUGUUUAUUCAAUUACAUCUCUAUUCUGUUUAAAUCAGUAAGUAUUACCUACUUUUCCCUGUUCUGGGUCUUCAUAUGUUUUGACUUUAGUAUUUUACUUACAAUUGAUGAUUCAUUCCAUGAAGCAACGCAAGGCUUUUGCAUUAUAUUGCUAACACCCAGGUACUAAGAAGGCCAUAACAUUGAAUGACUGGUAAACUUAGCAGAGCUGAGGAUGAAGAUGAAGAUAGUGCCAAGAUCUCCAAAAUAUCAAAACUCCCUUUAGCAACCAUCUGAAUUUUUAAUGUACCUUAGGGAACUGAGAUGCUGAUGAAGCUGUCAUCAGCCUGGAGGAUUUAUAGUUGUUUUAUGUGCUGUGAUGGGGCAUGAAUAUGAAUAUAUUUUUGCCUUUGUAGGAUUGCAUACUCUGAUGUCUGAUAAUCAUUAGCAAAUUUGAUAUAACUAUAUUCAUGUGCUGGCUAGUGAAUCAUUAUUGCAUAUUUUAAAUCUUUCCAUUGUUGAACCUCUCUUGCC